CAGCGGAGGGUAUCAGCCUAAGGCUGGGUGGUACAGCCGCAGUGAGUACAGUGGAUUCCCAAGUCUCAAUUUUGAGGAGCUCCCCACCCCCAUCUCUUGAAGUUACCGGCUGUGGGAAGAGGUUGCCUGAUUUCUGGGGCUCCUGGCGAGGUCUGUUCUGUAGUCUAGAGGGCUGGGGUGUCCUCCUGUGAGCACUUUCAGUUCUUUGUGAGCGCCAGAAACCGAGGGACUCUUGCUGUCUACCUGCCGCCCGUGCUGACCGGCCCUUUCCCGUAUUACUCUAUUGAGCCUAUCCGAGAAGGCCCACUUCUUGUUCAGUGGAUGAUGGCAUUUGAGCAGAUACCAAAGAAGGAUUGGUACAGCAUUCUGGGGGCAGACCCAUCUGCAAGUAUGUCAGACCUAAAACAAAAGUAUCAAAAACUCAUAUUACUGUAUCAUCCAGAUAAACAAAGUGCAGAUGUGCCAGCAGGAACAGUGGAGGAAUGUAUACAGAAGUUCAUCGAAAUUGAUCAGGCAUGGAAAAUUCUAGGGAAUGAAGAGACAAAAAAAGAGUAUGACCUGCAGCGGCAGGAAGGUGAUCUAAGAAAUACGGGACCAGUAGAUGCUCAAGUAUAUCUCGAAGAAAUGUGUUGGAAUGAAGAUGAUCACACUUUUUCUCUGAGUUGCCGAUGUGGUGGAAAAUACAGUGUUUCCAAGGAUGAAGCAGAAGAAGUUACCCUGAUUUCUUGUGAUACAUGUUCACUAAUAAUAGAACUCCUUCAUUAUGGCUGAAAUUGUUCACUAAAUGGGAUCCUUUAACUCUGUAUUCAUACAUGUUGAAGAGCGCCCAUUCAAGUAAAUGUAUAAAGCUGAUAAAAAGAAGCAGCAUUCUUUUUUUGUCAGCUCUUUUAUUUGCAGAGAAAAUAGAAGACUCAAGCGAGGGCCACCCUAGGUUCAUAGAAAAUGAACUCAGUUAUUUAUAUGUAUUUAUAAUUUAUAUUUGUAGAUCACAAAAAAGACUUGAAUUAUAAAUUAUAUUUUGUGAAUUCCCAUCUGAGAACUUUGUGAUUUGGUCCAUUUUCUCCUUGGUACAAAAUAAGAAUUUUCCUUUUCUUCAAAUAAGCAUGUCUCCUCUUGUUAAGCAUCACAGUAUCAUCAUGUUCCUUAAUAGUUACUAAGUUUCUGAAGUAACAUGACAUUUAUUUGUGCUAAAGUUAUCAGCCUGUUGUACAAGUAUCUCAAAUUCCAGGUCAUUAGAAUUAAAUUAGAAUCUUUGUGAAUAGCAUGUGAACCUAGUUAUCUCAUAACUAGGACUGGAUAUGGAUAUUCAUGAAGUUACCUUCAGGAAGGUAAAGUGGCAGCUGUGGAAAAGACAGCUUUGGAGUCAAAAGACUUGACUUUGGUCCUGGCACUAUCUUCCCUGAGUCUUCGUGUGGCUACAUUAAGGGAGUAAGGCUUGAACACUGCCAUCUUCAACUUUAAAUGUAACUUAGGAAGUGGCAGUUUUUU
Molecule: messenger RNA, 1488 nt
Organism: Acinonyx jubatus (cheetah)
Lineage: Eukaryota; Metazoa; Chordata; Mammalia; Carnivora; Felidae
Gene: DNAJC24
Product: DnaJ heat shock protein family (Hsp40) member C24
Exons: 5
Coding region: 322-771 (149 amino acids)
Biological process (GO): positive regulation of ATP-dependent activity
Molecular function (GO): ATPase activator activity; ferrous iron binding
Source: RefSeq, a predicted model, not a curated record